Molecule: messenger RNA, 2703 nt
Organism: Alosa sapidissima (American shad)
Lineage: Eukaryota; Metazoa; Chordata; Actinopteri; Clupeiformes; Clupeidae
Exons: 10
Coding region: 2-2335 (777 amino acids)
Source: RefSeq, a predicted model, not a curated record
AAUGGAGCAGCUGAAGGAAAAGCUGAUGAAGGAGUGUAUUGGGGGAAAGCGGCUGGUGGUAGUCCUUUCGAGGUCACUUGUCUGUUCAACGCAACAGCAGUCCAACAGUGAGAAGCUGGAUGUGCUCAACAGUGUAGAUACUGAAAUCGAUUUGGUAUGUUUGGAGAGAGACCUGGAUGAGAAAGAACAAGAGGAAGACCUCAGUUUUUCACAAGUUAUGCCAUCAUACCAGCAACCGGCAGACACCCAGGCACUGGAUGUGGUGUUACCUAAAACUUGUGAGGAAGGAAGUGCCCAGUAUCCUUCUGAGAGGGACCUGGAGGAAGAGAAACUACAGAAGGAACUUGUGGCCCCAAUAUGUAGUCAGCAGCACAAAUCCCAGAAAUUGGAUGUGGGUGAAACACUGAAGCAGAUGAUGAAAAGUGCCAAAAAAACAGCUAUUGAAAGGCAAAUUCGUGGUGGUACAAGUGUGCAUGAGGAGCGCUCCACCUCAAGCGCAUCGGGCAUCCCUGAAAACAACAAUGAGGACCUGAGGCGGGAGCUCACAGACCUCAAGGCUGAGGUGAAGGAGAUCAAAAGGGACCUAGAUAUCUUGAGAGGGAAGCAACGCACCACUGUGCCUAUUUUAUUACCCAAAGCAGGCACCAACCUAGAACACCUACUUGACACCUUUACUACAUCAAUGGUGGGACCUGCCCAGAGUAAUAAAAAAGUGCAAAAUGACAAACAAAUAAGAAGCCAUGUUGAGAAGUGGAUCCUUCACACGUGGGGAUCACGGGCGGACAUCAAUAAAUCUCUCCAGUUCCUUGGGGACAUUGGGAAAUUGGUUGGAUUCAUGCAGAGUCUUGCUGAUUCUGGCAAAGCACCCAGCACCCAGCAACACUUUGCCUUGGAUAUAGAGAAAUUUCUCAUUUUCCUGAAAAGGUACAAUCUCCCUUACAUGCGCCUCAGUACUAGGGCUAUUGAUUCACUUUUGAUAAAGUUGAAGGCCUGGAGGAAAGGGCUUUUGCCCCAAGUCAUUCUGCAACAGCAAGAAUACAAAAAGCAAAAAACAGACAACCUCAUCCAAAGUGUGGAUUUGCUGAGAUUUGUUGAAGUUGGCACAAAAAAGUUAGCUGAGGCCAUUGACCAUCUGGCUAAAAACCUUACAUCUCAGAAAGCCCUUAAGCAGGUGGUAGGCCUUCUUGUUGGGGUGAUGGCUACAUCCUCUGGCCAUAGACGAUGUGUCUUUUUAAACAUGCGCCCCAUGAAUGUCAUGGGGGCCGAAAAACAGAAGGACACAGUGACAAUUUCUGUCUCUGACCAUAAAACUAGUGGAAGCUUUGGCAGAGCAAAGCUUACUGUUACAAAGGAGUUGUGGGGGCACCUCAAACAAUUUCUUGGCUUGCGACCAAAACUCCCUGGAUACCAGUUUAGGCCAUCUACAGUUUUUUUCAGUUGCUCAGGAGCGGAGAUGCUUACCAUGGGGAAAUGCGUUACCACUGCUUGGAGGUACAUUGGCUUACCUGGAAAGCCAAAUUUGACAGACAUCCGCACAGCCAUCUGCACCUACACUGAGAGGAAUCUUGAGGACUCAGAACGCAAGAAGGUAGCGUAUGGCAUGUGCCACAGUCUUGAAACCUCAAGAAAGUUUUAUGUGCCAGAGGCAUCUGCAAAGGACUGCUCUAAAGUGAGAAUCUGGAUAAUGUCAUCACUUUUGAAAGAUGCAAAGGAAGUUGCAGGAAUUAGGAAAGUAACCCAGCCUGCACAGGCACCCAGCCCCUCACAGGACCAGGCAGGUGGAUCCAGCCCCUCACAGGACCAGGCAGGUGGAUCCAGCCCCUCACAGGACCAGGCAGGUGGACCCAGCCCUUCACAGGACCAGGCAGGUGGAUCCAGCCCCUCACAGGACCUUGCAGGUGGACCCAGACCCUCACAGGACCUUGCAGGUGGACCCAGCCCUUCACAGGAGCAGGCAGGUGGAUCCAGCCCUUCACAGGACCUUGCAGGUGGACCCAGCCCCUCACAGGACCUUGCAGGUGGACCCAGACCCUCACAGGACCUUGCAGGUGGACCCAGACCCUCACAGGACCUUGCAGGUGGACCCAGCCCCUCACAGGACCUUGCAGGUGGACCCAGACCCUCACAGGACCUUGCAGGUGGACCCAGACCCUCACAGCUGGCAGUACCAGGCCCUUCACAGGAAACAUCUUGGACCCCAUACCGAAUCCGUCCUUUGAGUCCCAUCCAGGAGUCGGACUCUGACUCCAGCAGCUCCUCCAGCAGCCAGUCCAGCAGCUCCUCAAGUAUCCACUACAACAGCCCUGAAUCCUCAGACAGUGAGGACUCCAACUAAUUAUGUUUUUUUUUUAUUUGAGUAAAGUGGGUAGUGUAAAAGUGUUGAUGAGUGUUGUUGUGUUUUGAAAAGCAUAAAUGUAUUGUGAUUACUCUAAGUAAAAGGAAGUUUCACAGUAGCAAUUGUGGUGUUUUUUGUCAAUACAUCAUAUGUAGACAGAUAGAUAGAUACUUCAUUGAUCCCCAAGGGGAAAAUCAAGGUCUCAGUAGCAUACCGACAUCACACACAACAUUUGCACACACUGCACUUACAGCAGUAAAUAUAAAUAACUAAUAAUAUGUUGUCCCUCUGUAACAACCACAUACUCUCCAUAACAAAGCCAACAUUAAUAUAGAGCUGAAGAUAGAAUUAUGAGUAGAAAAUAUAGA